This is a messenger RNA of Hydractinia symbiolongicarpus, 1538 nucleotides long. Its product is annotated as protein NDRG1-like. Gene Ontology annotation, cellular component: cytoplasm. The record is from RefSeq and is a predicted model, not a curated record. The transcript is spliced from 14 exons. Gene Ontology annotation, biological process: signal transduction. NCBI's taxonomy places the organism in Eukaryota, Metazoa, Cnidaria, Hydrozoa, Anthoathecata, Hydractiniidae. Bases 120 to 1073 code for a protein of 317 amino acids.
CUUAAUCAACAAUCAGGUGCAUUUGUUAUUCAAAGACAAGCAAACAAAGAGACCAGUGAAUGAAAAAACAGAAGCCUGUGCAAAAAUUAUUGGAAUAGGGAGUUUUAACUACAGCAAACAUGUCUUUUGAUCUUGGAAAUGAAAUAAACGAAAAGAUUGAAACUGUGGGUGAUUUUACAGUGACAAUACAGGAGAAAAAAACAGAAGGAAAAAAAAUCGGUUCGCUUGUCACUUUUCACGACAUUGGUUUAAAUCAUAACAGUUUCAAAGAGUUCUUUAAGAAUGAGUACAAUGUACAGUUUUACGACAAGUUUGUUGUAUACCACAUUGAUGCACCCGGCCAGCAACAAGGAGCAGAAAAGCUUUCAUCAGAGUAUCAAUUUCCUAGUUUGCCAAAGAUGGGUGAAAUGCUUGGUCCUGUGUUGGAACAUUUCCAGUUAACAGAUGUGAUUGGACUUGGUAUAGGUGCUGGUGCAAGUGUAUUGGUGCAUGCUGCUAUGUCAUUUCCAGAAAAAUUUCUUGGCAUUGUACUUGUGGACCCAGCUGCAAAAAGUGCCGGCUUUAAAGAGUGGGGCGAAGAAAAGUUAGCUGCAUGGCAACUGGAGAGAAAAGGAUUUACCUCGACUUCGGAAAAGUUCCUUAUAUGGCAUUUGUUUGGAACAAAAAGCAAAAAGAAUGUAAACAUGGAACUUGUUGAUACUUAUAUAAAAGAUAUUACCAACAACCAAAAUCCGCAUAACUUGGCACAGUUUGUAAAAGCCUUUAUGAGCCGACCUGACGUCACCAAUGAAGUUCAUGACAAGCUAAAAUGCCAAGUGUUGGUUAUAACUAGUGCCCAUUCUACCUACAAAGUCGAGGCGAACUACUUUCAUACGAAACUAGAUCGUCAGAAAUCAUCAAUUCUGGAAUCUUUGGAUUCGAUCAAUGUUUUUGUUGAAGAGCCUGGAAAAUGUGGUGAGGGAAUGUUGUUGUUGAUGCAAGGCUGUGGAUUAGUUCCGACUUUACGUACGAGAACUGCAUCCCGUGGCGGGCCCGUUCAUCGCACUUCUUCCAUGAACGAGGGAGAACAGUAGACCCAGUGAUACUUGUGACCUUCUUUAAAUACUUUGACGGAGAAAUAACCUGAUCGUGGCAUGUGUAUAAUAAACGUAUCUUCAGCGUGUUCACACGCAGCUUUCUUGUUUUUAACAUGUAUAUAUUAAAAUAUUUUUGCGAGAGUUCUGUGGUCUUCGCGCCAGAUACUAUAAUUAUGUAAAAGUCGGUUUUAUUUCUAUUCAAGGUGGCGGGAAGGUUCUAAAGAUUUUACAACUGAAAAAAUUUAAACCCAAUGUUUUUUCGAGUGUAAUACAGUAUGUUCUUUGUGUCGUUAACUCUGGUGAUAAGAAAAGUUUUGCGGAAGAAAUAUUUUUAUUGUGUAUGGGUUUGAUAAAGUGAGAGUGUGUUGAGUUACCAAGAGCCGACUGGAUGUUUAUAAUUGAUAUGAUUGUUAAUUGAUAUGCUAUGUAUUUUAAAUAGUAAUAGAUGCUUAUUUUAUUCAA